UCCCUAAAAACGGGCCCAGGCUCGAUCGGUGCAGUGGCCGAGCUCCAACCGAAGAGGGUUCAGUCGGAGGAUUACGGUGUUUCUCCGCGAUCAGAUUUGCACAAACAGAUAGAGAGAUGCGAGGUACUGGUGGACCUCUUCUCUGCAUAGGCGAUCUUCUGUGCGAUGUCGGAGAAGAAGAAGCCGGAGAAGGAAAGGGAUCUAAUGAAACCCCUAAAUCAGUAAUAUCAUCAACUUCUUCCUCUGCUUCCGUUUCCACUCUUCCGCUCGCAUCAGAAAUCCCCGAUCUCCCCAAACUCUUUCAGGAAAACUACGACCAAUUGAACAAAUCAUUCGAUGAUAAUGACCACUCUUGGACAGCUUUGACGUUGAAGAUGUGCAGUGCUCUUGAUACUGCUAGUAAAUUGGUUGAAUCAACCAACUCAAAUUCGAGAUUUUUGUUGGAGAAGAUUGUGGAGCUUGAACAGGUUUUGGAAAAGGGGGAUUCUACAAGAGAGGCGGCCAUGGCCAUCCAAACCAGUUUUAGCUCUCAAGUUGCUCAGGACUCCAUUUCUUCUCAGAAUCAAGGUUAGCAUAAGCUUAUACAUUAAAGGGGUUUCUCAUCUUUGUUGAUGCAUUAUGGAAAUCUUCUCUUGACAAAUACUCGUUUGAGCAGUUGCCAUAUUCAUUGCUUUGAUUCAUGCAGUUUGAUUUCUUAUGCAGUUGGUGUAGUCGAGAUAAAUUUGAGUUUUAAUUAUUUGUAAUCAUAUUAUGAUUGGAUUAGAUUUAGUAGUUCAAGUAAAUAGAAUAAGGAUGGAAUGUAUGGUUGAGAGACAUAUGGGGUUCAAAGCUUAGUCAGUUGGACAUAUAAGAUAUAGGUUACAGAUGUUAUUAUGCUCAUUCCAAUGAUAGAGUUUAGAUUAAAUUACAAGUUUA
Molecule: messenger RNA, 915 nt
Organism: Cucurbita pepo subsp. pepo (vegetable marrow)
Lineage: Eukaryota; Viridiplantae; Streptophyta; Magnoliopsida; Cucurbitales; Cucurbitaceae
Product: histone-lysine N-methyltransferase
Source: RefSeq, a predicted model, not a curated record